UGUCAAUUGGCUUUGCCAAGGCCAUCUUUAGUUAUAGCAAUACUCUCCAAAUAGGUGAAGCAAGCAGCGGAGCUCUGCUUUCUAAACACUCUAGAGGCAGAUUUUGGGUGAGCUAAAGAUGAAGUUUGGGAAGGAAUUGUUGUCCCAAAUGGUGCCAGAAUGGGAAGAAGCAUAUUUGGAUUACAGUCAACUGAAAACAGUGUUGAAAGAGGUCAGCCGGGUGAGAGAGGCAGAGAGAUCGGAGGGGCCAAGCAAGUUGAAGAGGAGAAGGUCUCUGUACAGAGCAUUCAGUGGGCUAACAGGGGGCAGGAAUGCUCCAAGGAAGCAGGAGGAUGCAGCAAUACGUACAAAUAUAGUUCAGAGAGGGCCUGAAGAGUGCUACCAGAGCAUGUUGUUUGCGUCGUCAUUGGAGCAAGGGGGCGAAAAUGAGGAGGCGUUCUUUAGGAUGCUUGAUGAUGAGUUCAACAAAGUGGUGGGGUUUUUCAACAAGGAGGUGGCGGAACUGAUGCUGGCGGCGGAGGAGUUGAGCAAACAGAUGGAUAUCUUGAUUGCUCUGCGGAUUAAGGUGGAAAAGCCAGAUGUUGCCUUUGAGGAUUCUGAUGAACAUGUCAAUGCCAGAACUCGACGAGGACGGUCACGCUUGGAGGUAACUCAAGAAGUGGAGAUGGCUGAGGAAGCACGUUUGGAAGAUAAGGAAACAAAUGAAGCAAAAGGUUAUCGCAGGAAGGCUCAUCAUACCAUUCGAGGACUCAAACCAACUUCAUUAGAAUUGUUGCCCCAAAUACGGAUUAGUGUCCCUCCUGAAACACCAAUAUCGACUCUAAAAUGCAUGCUCACGAGUUCCAAAUCAGAAUUGUCGUAUAAUAAGACAGAGCUGAGGAAGGCAGAAGAAUUGAUGACUCGGGCUUUCAUCGAAUUCUACCAAAAGCUUCAACUUCUACUAGGCUAUAGCUUCUUGAAUAAAUUGGCUGUUUGGAAGAUCAUGAAGAAGUAUGAUAAGAUUACAUCACGUAAAGCAUCGAAGGCCUACUUAGAAAUGGUGGAAAAGUCUCCUAUUGGCAGCACAGUUGAGGUCACAAAGCUGAUUGAAAGAGUGGAGGCUGUUUUCAUUAAGCACUUUGCAAACGGGAACCGUAGAAGAGGGAUGGACAUUUUGAGAAGAAAAAUCAGAAGGGAAAGACAUGAAAUUACAUUUUUCUCCGGUUUGCUCUUUGGCUGCUCGAUUGCACUUAUGGUGGCCAUCGGCGUGAUCAUACACCUAAGAAACAUCUUUAGGAGUGAAGGGCGGGGACGGUACAUGGAUAACAUAUUCCCUCUCUAUAGCUUUUUCGGAUUCAUCAUCUUGCACAUGUUGAUGUACUCUGCAAAUAUAUACUUUUGGAAGCGUUACCGUGUAAAUUACACAUUUGGCUUCAAGCAAGGAACGGAGUUGGGUCACCGAGAGGUCUUUUCUCUGAGUUCAGGUCUUGCAGUGCUCACAUUGGUUUGUGUUCUCUCCAAUUUGGACAUGGAGAUGGACCCAAAAACCAUAAGCUUUGCAGCCAUAACUGAAUCAGUCCCUCUGAUCCUACUCACUGCACUUCUUUUUAUACUAUUUUGUCCUUCCAACAUCAUAUUCCGUUCCAGCCGCUUCUUCUUCAUUCGUAGCGCAUUUCAUUUGGUCUGUGCUCCAUUCUACAAGGUUACCCUCCAAGAUUUCUUCUUGGCAGAUCAGCUCACUAGCCAGGUACAAGCCUUCAGAAGUCUAGAAUUCUACGUCUGCUACUACGGGUGGGGCGACUUUAUACGAAGAUCGAAUAGGUGCUACGAGAGCAAAAUUUUUGAAGCUUUUUACUUUGUUGUUGCAAUUAUUCCAUAUUGGAUUCGUACUCUUCAGUGUGUUCGACGAUUGGUCGAAGAGAAAGACUUGGAGCAUGUAUUUAAUGGACUGAAAUACUUCUCAACUAUUAUUGCAAUUGCAAUGAGAACAGGCCAUGAUUUGAAUAUAGUGAUUUGGAGAAUCUUGGCUGCAGUUAGUUCUGCUGUUGCAACAAUUUCAGGCACAUAUUGGGACAUAGUCAAAGAUUGGGGUCUUCUACAACGGAACUCCAAAAAUCCAUGGUUGAGAGACAAACUAUUGAUAUCCAACAAAAGUGUUUACUCUGCAGCAAUUGGACUGAAUAUCUUGCUGAGACUUGCUUGGAUGCAGUCAGUGUUAAAUUUUAGGGAAGCUCCAUUCGUUCAUAGACAAGCCUUAAUUGCCAUUGUUGCCGCGUUGGAAAUUAUUCGACGAGGAAUAUGGAAUUUCUUCGGGAUGGAGAAUGAGCACCUAAACAAUGUGGGGAAGUUCAGGGCAUUCAACUCUGUGCCUCUUCCUUUCGAAUAUGACAACGACGAGAUGAGAACUCGGCUAUGAUUAUGAACUCGGCUUGGUUUUCUUUUCUUUUAGUUGUUGUCCCUUUGGUGUGCCAUAAAGUGAAAGAGAGAAAAAAGAGGUUACACAGAGUAUCUAUAAGAGGGAAAAAGAAAUAAAGGCAUUCAGAUGUAAUUUCUUCAGAACAA
Molecule: messenger RNA, 2541 nt
Organism: Momordica charantia (bitter melon)
Lineage: Eukaryota; Viridiplantae; Streptophyta; Magnoliopsida; Cucurbitales; Cucurbitaceae
Product: phosphate transporter PHO1 homolog 9-like
Biological process (GO): cellular response to phosphate starvation; phosphate ion transport
Cellular component (GO): trans-Golgi network; Golgi apparatus; cytoplasm
Molecular function (GO): inositol hexakisphosphate binding; phosphate transmembrane transporter activity
Source: RefSeq, a predicted model, not a curated record